GCGGCUGCGCGGGCGGUGGGCUGGGGGCGCGGCGGCCGCGCCGGCCGACACUGCGUGGGCCCCGGAGCGGGGCGCACCAUGCCGCGGCCGCGGACCGGAGAGAAACCUGAGAAUGAAAUUGCUUUGGCAAGCUAAAAUGAGCUCGAUUCAGGACUGGGGUGAAGAGGUAGAGGAAGGCGCUGUGUACCAUGUCACCCUCAAAAGAGUCCAGAUUCAACAGGCUGCCAAUAAAGGAGCAAGAUGGCUAGGGGUUGAAGGGGACCAGCUGCCUCCAGGACAUACAGUCAGUCAGUAUGAAACCUGUAAGAUCAGGACCAUCAAAGCCGGCACCUUGGAGAAGCUGGUGGAGAACCUGCUGACGGCUUUUGGAGACAAUGACUUUACCUAUAUCAGCAUCUUCCUGUCAACAUACAGAGGCUUUGCCUCCACUAAAGAGGUGCUCGAACUGCUGCUGGACAGGUAUGGAAACCUGACAAGCCCAAACUGUGAAGAAGAUGGAAGCCCAAGUUCAUCAGAGUCUAAGACGGUGAUCAGGAAUGCCAUCGCCUCCAUCCUGAGGGCCUGGCUUGACCAGUGUGCAGAGGACUUCCGGGAGCCCCCUCACUUCCCUUGCUUACAGAAACUGCUGGAUUAUCUCAAACGGAUGAUGCCAGGCUCUGAUCCAGAGAGAAGGGCACAAAAUCUUCUUGAGCAGUUUCACAAGCAAGAAGUGGAAACUGACAAUGGGUUUCCCAGCACCAUCUUCUUCAGCCUGGAAGAGGAAGAGGAACUGGAAGGUGGAGGGCCUGCAGAAUUCACGUGCUUCCCAGAGGAUCUCGUGGCAGAGCAGCUGACCUAUAUGGACGCACAACUGUUCAAGAAAGUAGUGCCUCACCACUGCCUGGGCUGCAUUUGGUCCCGAAGGGAUAAGAAGGAAAACAAGCAUCUGGCUCCUACGAUCCGUGCUACCAUCUCUCAGUUUAACACACUCACCAAAUGCGUUGUCAGUACCAUCCUGGGGGGCAAAGAACUCAAAACUCAGCAGAGAGCCAAAGUCAUCGAGAAGUGGAUUAACAUUGCUCAUGAAUGUAGGAUCCUGAAGAAUUUUUCCUCCUUGAGGGCCAUCAUUUCUGCACUGCAGUCCAAUUCCAUCUAUAGGUUAAAAAAGACCUGGGCCGCUGUCCCCAAGGACCGGAUGCUGAUGUUUGAAGAACUUUCGGAUAUUUUCUCCGACCAUAACAACCAUUUGACCAGCCGGGAACUUCUGAUGAAGGAAGGAACCUCAAAGUUUGCAAACCUGGACAGCAGUGUGAAAGAAAACCAGAAGCGGACCCAGAGGAGGCUUCAGCUCCAGAAGGAUAUGGGUGUGAUGCAGGGGACUGUGCCCUACCUGGGCACCUUCCUGACUGACCUCACCAUGCUCGACACUGCUCUUCAGGACUAUAUCGAGGGUGGACUGAUAAACUUUGAGAAAAGGAGAAGGGAAUUUGAAGUGAUUGCCCAAAUAAAGCUCUUGCAAUCUGCCUGCAACAGCUAUUGUAUGACACCAGACCCAAAGUUCAUCCAGUGGUUCCAGAGGCAGCAGCUCCUAACAGAGGAGGAGAGCUACGCCCUGUCCUGUGAGAUCGAAGCAGCUGCUGAUGCCGGCGCCACGUCGCCCAAGCCUCGGAAGAGCAUGGUGAAGAGGCUCAGCCUACUGUUUCUGGGGUCGGACAUCAUUACCAGUAGCACUCCCACCAAAGAGCAGCCCAAGUCCACUGCCAGUGGGAGCUCUGGCGAAAGCAUGGACUCUGUCAGUGUGUCAUCCUGCGAGUCAAACCACUCAGAGGCUGAGGAGGGCUCUAUCACGCCCAUGGACACACCUGAUGAGCCUCAAAAAAAGCUCUCUGAGUCUUCCUCAUCAUGUUCCUCCAUCCAUUCCAUGGACACAGCUUCCUCAGGGAUGUCGUCCUUAAUGAACCCCCUCUCCUCACCUCCAUCCUGCAACAACAACCCUAAAAUCCACAAGCGCUCUGUCUCUGUGACAUCCAUUACCUCGACAGUGCUGCCUCCCGUUUACAACCAACAGAAUGAAGACACCUGCAUAAUCCGCAUCAGUGUCGAGGACAACAAUGGGAACAUGUACAAGAGCAUCAUGUUGACGAGCCAGGACAAAACCCCUGCCGUGAUCCAGAGGGCAAUGCUGAAGCACAAUCUGGACGCAGACCCAGCCGAGGAGUACGAGCUGGUGCAGGUCAUCUCGGAGGGCAAAGAACUCGUGAUCCCGGACUCGGCCAACGUCUUUUAUGCCAUGAACAGCCAAGUGAACUUUGACUUCAUUUUGCGCAAAAAGAACUCCAUGGAAGAACAAGUGAAAUUGCGUAGCCGGACCAGCUUGACACUGCCCAGGACAGCUAAACGGGGCUGCUGGAACAGCAGGCACAGCAAAAUCACCCUCUGAACGGAGGGACCGGUGGCCCCUCGCUGGCCAAACGCAGAGUGGGGCUGAGAGCAGGCCGUGGUGAUUGCAACGACCAUCCAGUGUUAGAGGAUCGUUGGUGAAGUCAACAGAUACUUAUUGAGUACCUCUGGUGUGCAAGACACCACAUUGUGGGGAAAUCGGGGAUGAGUUUGACAAGGAAAUGGAUGAAUGUUUCACCGAUUCUCUUUGACCUAUUUGAGACUGAAAUGCAAAAUUAUCCACUUUUAUAAAUAUAUAUAUAUGUAUACA
Molecule: messenger RNA, 2689 nt
Organism: Neomonachus schauinslandi (Hawaiian monk seal)
Lineage: Eukaryota; Metazoa; Chordata; Mammalia; Carnivora; Phocidae
Gene: RGL1
Product: ral guanine nucleotide dissociation stimulator like 1
Exons: 18
Coding region: 113-2419 (768 amino acids)
Biological process (GO): positive regulation of GTPase activity; Ras protein signal transduction
Cellular component (GO): plasma membrane
Molecular function (GO): guanyl-nucleotide exchange factor activity
Source: RefSeq, a predicted model, not a curated record